Messenger RNA from Amaranthus tricolor (Joseph's coat), 1158 nucleotides. RefSeq names its product glycine-rich cell wall structural protein-like. Bases 1 to 1158 code for a protein of 385 amino acids. Lineage: Eukaryota; Viridiplantae; Streptophyta; Magnoliopsida; Caryophyllales; Amaranthaceae. The transcript has a single exon. The record is from RefSeq and is a predicted model, not a curated record.
AUGGGGAGGUUUUGGAAAGCUUUAGGGAUGUCUGUUCUAGUGUUGACACUUGGGGUUUUCUUUGUAGGGUUAGUGGAAGGAAGGAGAUUGGAAGAAACAACCAAUGUGGGUAAGGAGGGUUGUGAAGAAGGUGGUUAUGGUGGAGGUGUUGGUAAAGGUGGUGGAUAUGGAGGUGGAAUUGGUCAUGGUGGUGGUUAUGGAGGUGGAGUAGGAGGAGGUCAUGGAGGUGGUAUAGGAGGAGGACAUGGAGGUGGCGUCGAAGGUGGUCAUGGUGGUGGUAUUGGAGUAGGGCAUGGAGGUGGUUAUGGCAGCGGUGCUGGUGGAGGCUAUGGAAGUGGACAUGAAGGUGGUGGUAUAGGAGGUGGUUACAAAGGAGGUCAUGAAGGUGGUGUAGGAGGAGGCAUUGGUGGUGGCUAUGGAGGAGGUGGUGCAGGAGGUGGCACUGGGGGUGGCUAUGGAGGAGGUCAUGGAGUAGGAGGAGGUGUUGGUGGUGGUUAUGGAGGUGGCCAUAAAGGUGGUGUUGGUGGUGGUUAUGGAGGUGGCCAUCAAGGUGGUGUAGGUGGUGGAUAUGGAGGAGGUAUAGGAGGUGGCCAUGGAGGUGGAGUUGGUGGUGGAUAUGGAGGAGGUAUAGGAGGUGGCCAUGAAGGUGGUGGAUACAAAGGUGGUGUCGGUGGUGGUUAUGGAGGAGGAAAAGGUGGGGGUGUUGGCGGUGGAGUAGGUGGAGGGGCCGGUGGUGGCUAUGAAGGAGGACAUGGAAGUGGAGUUGGUGGGGGCUAUGGAGGUGGAAUUGGAGGAGGUCAUGGAAGUGGAGCUGGAGGCGGAGUUGGUGGCGGAUAUGGUCACGAAGGUGGUGCUAGUGGGGGAUAUGGAGGUGGCAUUGGAGGAGGGCACGGAAGUGGAGUUGGUGGUGGAUAUGGCCCCGGAGGUGGUGCAGGCGGAGGGGGCGGUGGAUAUGGCCACGGAGGUGGUGUAGGUGGAGGCAUUGGUGGCGGUUAUGGAAGUGGCCAUGAAGGAGGAUAUGGUGGUGGUUAUGGAAGUGGCCAUGAAAGAGGAUAUGGUGGUGGUUAUGAAGGCGGUGUUGGUAGUGGUACAGGUGGUAGCUAUGGAGGUGGUGCAGGUGAAGGACAAGGAGGAGGACAUGGAGGUGGUGGUUACUAA